This is a messenger RNA of Parasteatoda tepidariorum (common house spider), 3975 nucleotides long. Its product is annotated as PI-PLC X domain-containing protein 1. Gene Ontology annotation, biological process: lipid metabolic process. NCBI's taxonomy places the organism in Eukaryota, Metazoa, Arthropoda, Arachnida, Araneae, Theridiidae. Gene Ontology annotation, molecular function: phosphoric diester hydrolase activity. The record is from RefSeq and is a predicted model, not a curated record.
UGGCGCCACGAUAUGAAAUCAGAUCGAAUAAAGAACAAAGGAGAGGAAUAAAUUUCUUUUUUGGUAGCUAUUUUUCGAGGAAAAAUGAGUAGAUUCGGCUAUAAGGUUUCCCUUUUAUUGCGACGAAGUGGACAACUACCAUUCUCUGUUAGAUGUCGCGGGCGGAGUGAAGAAUAAAAAGCAAGAUUGUGAAAAACGAUGAUCCUUUUUGUUCUUCAGUGCCUUUGGACUAUAGUUGCCUCCCAGUCAUCAACUGGAAUAACAGACAUUUAUUUGACGGUGUCUUCCCUGACGGAUGGUGGAGACAGGCGGUUGGAACUUAACUGGAAGGGCAGCGAUCCAGAAGCUCUUGUCGCCCUUUACAAUGCUCCCCCCGCAACAGACAGACCCCCACUAGUAACCAUUAAAGGGAAUUCUGGAGGAUACUUUAGGACACGAUUUCGCUUUCCCGAAGUCCCUUUCACCAAACUAAAUCUGACCAGCAAUUGCUUAGGAUUCUGGAUAGCAAUCCUGAAACAGGAGAGAAUAUUACAAUCGAAAUGCAUCCAAGGCCAUCCCCACUGGAUGCACGAAUCCAGGAAUUACAUCGGCAAUCUUUCUCUCAUCGAUCUGAUGUUGCCAGGUUCACACAACACCGGGUCCCAUUCACGGUACAAUCCUGAUGAGGACAACGUCUUCAGUCGGUACUUGUACACACAAGAAGAAGACGUCUUCAACCAGUUGGCUUACGGGAUCCGGUACUUGGAUCUUCGAGUUGCUUACUUCUCCUCACGAAGAUCUCCCGAGACCUUGUGGAUUACUCACAGCAGUUUUCGCACUAACCUCACCGUUAAAGACGUUAUACGUCAGGUGAAAAGUUUCCUGCAGGCCACUAACGAAAUUGUCAUAAUGGACUUUCACCGAUUUGUGACAGGUUUCAAGAGUCGCCAAGCUGGUGAAAGACACCGUGACCUCAUAUCUCUUCUAGAAAGAGAGGUUGGCGACAUAAUGAUACCAGUGUCAUUCUCAACCAGAGCCAGUUUGGAAACUUUAUGGUUGACAAACAAGAGACUCUACGUUGGAUACGCUGAAAAGAGAUUUCGAACUGCCAGUCCGUAUCUUUUUCCAGCAGUUAAGCAUCUUUGGGGAGACGUUGACGAAGUUGAUGAUCUCUGGUCUUAUCUUAACGACACUGUUUGCGAAAACUCGGGUGUUAGACUGACGUCUGCCAUGGCCCAAUUGACGCCCACCACUGCGGGUGUCCUUUUCAAUUCUUACGGUGGAUUGAGGAAGAUGGCCUCUCUCGUGAAUCGCCGGGUCACGCAAUGGUUUGCAGAAAACUGGCUGGAAUGUGCCAAUAUAGUUUCGACUGACUUCAUUUUGGGAAAUGGUAUUACGGAGUUGGCGAUUUCCGUAAAUAAAAACAGAACUCAUCGAGCAAAUUUCUAGAAUGAAUUGGAUAUUAAGAAAACAUGUUGUAAUCACACGCAUUAAUGUUUCUAUCGAACUUUUUAAAAGAUGAAUUGUUUUCAGUAAACAAUUUAUAGUGCAUCAACUGAUGAUAGUGCACCAAUCACUGAACUUUAGAUUCAUAAUCCAAUUAAAAGUUAUUUAUUUAAUCACGCAUACAGAUGUAGGCUUACAAAUAAUAGCUUAUAAACCCACGCCAAAUAGAAGAAUGGAUAGCAUGAAACAGCAUGCAUUCUAGAAAAAGAUAUACAGAUUUAUGUCGGUAUUCGAACUCGCUUCAGAGAGUUUGACGAUAGGACAAUGUUCAUCAUGCACCAAAACUUAUUUAAUGUUAAAAAAAAAAUCGCAUUUUUAUAGUUUUUUUGUUAAAAAUUGCACAGCUACUAAGUUUUUAAAAAAGUAAGACAUCAUUAGAAUUAACUUGAGCCAAAAUUAGUGAACAAACAGAAGUGAUUGAGAGACUAAGGUACCAAGCUAUGGCAGAGAAGGCUCCCAGUUCGUGGUCCGACAUUAUUUAAUAAUUCAACUUAAAUGUUAUCUGAAUUUUUUUAACUUUUUAUACGCUUUAAUUGUUUGAGCGGCAAUAGCACAUGAGAUAAAGCACUCGCCUAUUAAUCAGGUGGAUUGGGUUCGAAUCUCAAUGGUGGUUGAUACAAAUUCAGUAGGCAGGUACUUUUUUUUACAUCGCACUAUAAUUCUGCGCAAUGGGCUAUUAACGAAGGUCUGGGAAACAUCCCUGAGGAUGAUCCGAAGACUUGCCAUCACAAAUUGUGAGGCCAAUUCCUCAAUUUAAACGCAGAUCUACAGCGGAACUUUCAGACCGGAGUCUCUAAUCACUGGGCUACCACGGCCCUCCAUACGAAUUCGCAUCCACCACAGUGUUGACGUUCUCAGGGAUAGAUGGAUCAAGAGUUAGAAUCCCCUUGUCGUCGGGAAAUUAAACGUAGAGGAUUUUUUGAAAGCUUCCUCCCCGUGUCGCGCAAAUGCGAUUUAGUUCCACCAAAAAGACCUCAACGAAAGCUAGUUUGUCGGAAUGCUCGAUCAAGGAAUUUCUUUGUCUACUGGGUUGGAUUCAAAAUUCCAAGGUUAUGGAGUUGCACAUUGAUAGCUGUGAACCCAAAUAUGGGUUUACAUCAGUAAAAAACUAAACCCAAAUAAACGAAGGCUGAAAUUAUCGGUAGAAGUUGUAGAGCAUACCUUCAUGCCUAUUUUUAUGUAUCGAGUUCAGUUGACGAUAACUAUCGAAAUAUUAUAUUGGAAUUUUGAAAGAAUAUUUGAGUAUAAAGAACAAAUAUUUGCCGCUAUAUUCUUCUUAAAUGCUUCGACUUUUUAAGAGAGUCAGUUUUAAAAUUAUGGCCAAAGGCAUUUAAACUGUUUUAUUAGAAUUAAAGUGCAUCAAAAACACAAUAAAAGGAACAUUGCUUUUUAAAGAAAAUCACUUAUUCUCUGGUUGAUAACAGUGAUUAAUAUAGAACAAUCGUAUUUGAUGAACCAAUCCACAUGAUUAAUAUUUGGAUUAAUGGACCAGAAUUAAAUUUUUUAGCAGCCUAUGCUGUACCUCAACCGAGAGGGCGGUAGGUUCGUGACCCGAAUUUGCUUAGACAGACCAUCACCAACACGUGAACAAAGUAAAAGGGUUAACUAUAGGAACUACGGUAUCAGAUGUUAUCUGAUAUAGAAGACAAACAGGCAUUAAAAUUUUUACUGCUUCUUUGUUUUUUAUAUAAUUUAAAAUUAUGUUUUUUUUUUCUUUUUGAAAAUUUAAUUUGGAUGAAAAUUUAAAUGAGGGAUGUAUGCAAAAGGUAAUUUAUUUAGAAGAUCGAUAUAAAAUUUUGUUUUUAAAAAUACAUAUUGAGAAAAUACUCCUCUUUUUUCUUGUAAGAUUGAAUUGAUAAGAAACUUCGAUAUUCACGAACGAGGUACUACGUAUUAAUGCUUGCUUGAUUGAUUGAUACUACUGGUAUAUGAUUCAGAUUGUACUUUGGUUUUAAGCUUUCUAGGUUUGUUUAUAUGAACAGUGAUAUCAAUGUUAUACGUAAGAUGCUGGAGAUUUGUAAUUUUAAACAUUUAAACGUUAUUUUUCAAUAAAAUUAAUUAAAGUUAUAGUCAGACGUAAAGUACAGAGUUAUUCUUUAAUGGAGCCAUCUCGAAUUUCAUCGUAUGGAGUCGUUGCAGUUCGAGGUUGGAACAGUGUAGGAUGACGGAUGGUAACUGACGAACGACAAAAUUCAGGACAAAAAUUAAAAAUGUUUGUACUCAUUAAAAUUCUGGUGCAAAAGUGUUGAACUUCUUGCAAGCUAAAUGCACCAAAAACUUGCCAAUAACGGAGAAAAUGGACUAAGUACAAGGAUUCAAUAAGCCAUAGAAAUAAUUUAAAGGCCGUGCGGUUUGGGUUAUUAAGCCACCAUGUAUUUAGGAUGAGAACCAUGUAUUUAUACUUAAUUCCUGACAAAUGAAAAACUUUUAGAAUGCUUGUUCUCUCCAUGUAAAAUAGCUUUACUUUAAUAAAAAACUUGCAAUGAUUGA